UGCGGGAGCCACGUGGGCGGUCAGUGCCGGGGAUGGAGGUUCUGAGGAUGCUCGUGCUGAGGAGGGCGGGCGGUCUCUGCCCGGGGAGAUGCGGGACUCUGGCGAGACCUCCGCGGGUCCGAGACUUCAGCACCACGGCUUCCAGGAGCACUGUCAUGCCGGCUUGGGUGAUCGAUAAAUACGGGGCCAAUGAAGUGCUCCGAUUCACAAAGAACAUGAUGUUUCCUGUCAUAUACUAUCCAAAUGAAGUCAUUAUUAAGGUCCAUGCUGCCAGUAUAAACCCUAUAGAUGUUAACAUGAGAAGUGGGUAUGGAGCAAGAGCUUUAAAUAUGAAGCGUGAUCCACUGAUUAUGAAAGACCUUGGGCAAGAAUUUCCUUUGACCCUGGGCCGGGAUGUCUCUGGCGUGGUGAUGGAAUGUGGGCUUUCCGUCACCUAUUUCAAACCUGGAGAUCAGGUGUGGGCAGCAGUUCCUCCAUGGAAACAGGGCACUCUAUCAGAGUUUGUCGUAGCCAGUGCAAAUGAGGUGUCUCAUAAGCCCAAGUCUCUCACUCACACUGAAGCUGCUUCCUUGCCCUAUGUUGCUCUCACAGCCUGGUCUGCCCUGAGCAAGGUUGGUGGGCUGAAUGACAAGAACUGUAGUGGAAAACGCGUUUUAAUUUUGGGAGCUUCAGGUGGAAUUGGUACCUUUGCUACGCAGUUACUGAAAGCGUGGGGUGCCCACGUGACAGCAGUUUGUUCUGGGGAUGCCACUGACCUGGUCAAGAAGCUUGGAGCAGAUGAUGUAAUUGAUUACAGAUCUGGAAAUGUGGAAGAACAGUUGAAAUCCUUGAAACUGUUUGACUUUGUCCUAGAUAAUGUUGGUGGAGGCACUGAAGAUUGGGCUCCAAAAUAUCUCAAGAAAUGGUCAGGUGCCACAUAUGUGACACUGGUCACUCCUUUUCUGCUGAAUAUAGACCAGCUCGGAAUAGCAGAUGGCAUGGUACAAACAGGAUUUACCGUGGGCUCUAAGGCACUGAAGCAUUUUUGUCAAGGAGUCCAUUAUCGAUGGGCCUUUUUCGUGCCCAGUGGUGUGUAUUUGGAUGACAUUGCAGAACUGGUGGAAGCAGGAAAGAUCCGACCAGUUAUUGAAGAAACCUUCCCUUUCUCUCAAGUUCCCCAAGCCUUUCUGAAGACAGAAGGUGGACAUGCACGAGGAAAGACAGUGGUUAAUGUAGUUUAAGAAAAAGAAAAUACACUGACUGUUGAUCAACAGAUCUCACACUUGUUGUUUGCCUCUGGCAUAUGCUCCCAUUUCCUUCCUGACUCUCCACAUUUAUCAGAGGUUUAAUGAGCAUGAGUUUUGAUAGUUUUCAGGAGAUGAGGGGAAAUGUCUUUACGUUUCCCUGAGUCUCUAGCCACAAGUCUGAUUUAAGUGUUCCUGACUUAGGAUUAUUCACUGUCCACAUUAAGUGCUGCCAGAAUGAAGCUGAACCAGAGCUGACUGCAGCUGCUUCUUCCAUCAUGUUCUUUGUGAAGCUCCUGAUUCAUUAGGUAAUAGGAGUGCUCCAGGGAGAGGCAGGACUUCUGCCCUGAGAUGGCCUCCAGGAGGCUCUUGAAGGAGCCCUCAACUGUAGUAACUAGUGCUCAAGGUCUCUGCUCUGCCCCUCGCUCCCUGGGGUCAGGAGGCAGGCAGCUGAGAGAAGGUCUGACAUCCCAGGGCUAUCAGAAGGUGAGCAGGCAUGGAAUUGUGGGAGGAGCACUGGGUGUGGACUUCAGGAGUCCUGCUUCUGCCACUCACUAGUUCUGACCUGGGGCAAGUCUUUCCUCCCCUAAGCCCGUUCCUCUUCUCUAGGGACAGGAGUGGAGCUGUGGCUUCAUUGGCAUAGGGAGCUCCAGGAUGAGGAAACUCCCUCCGUCAGUACAGGUAGCACCUUUCCUGUAAAUUGUACAGCUUUAGAGAAUUGUCUAGAGCACUGAGAGGUUAAGUGAUUUGUUCAGAUUUCGCACACACCAAAAUUGGUCAGACUGAACUUGAAUUCAGGGCUUCCUGGCUGUCAGGCCAUUCCUCUAUCUACUAUACCAUGCUUCCUUAUCUGUAAGAGAUAAUCUUAUGUGAGCUACCAAUUUCAUAGGAUUAUGAGGAUCAGAUGAGAAUACAUAUAAAGCACUUUGUAAACUAUAAAAACCAUACAGUUAUAAGUUGUUUUGAA
Messenger RNA from Vombatus ursinus (common wombat), 2190 nucleotides. RefSeq names its product reticulon 4 interacting protein 1 (gene RTN4IP1). The record is from RefSeq and is a predicted model, not a curated record. Gene Ontology annotation, cellular component: mitochondrion. Lineage: Eukaryota; Metazoa; Chordata; Mammalia; Diprotodontia; Vombatidae. Bases 33 to 1220 code for a protein of 395 amino acids. The transcript is spliced from 9 exons. Gene Ontology annotation, molecular function: oxidoreductase activity; zinc ion binding.